GGCAACAGAAACCCCUUGGUCCCCAUUGACUUGCAUGGUUUUCUUCAAUUCGAUUUUAUAUUAUUGAUAUAGCGCUUUUCAAAAUGUGCAUUGUUCCAAAGAAGCAUUAUAGGAGAAAAUAAGAAAAACAGAAAAGCACAGAAAAGGUAUAAACAAAGCUCAUGGUGUUAAUAGAACAAGCAAGAUCAUUCUAAUAAAUAAUAAAUAAUAUCUAAUAAAAGCAGUAUCCUGGUGAGGAAGACAACAAAGCCCUGUGGCAAGAAACCCAAACUCCAAUGAUAAUUAAAUGGAGAAAAAACCUUGGGAGAAACCAGUCUCAGUCGGGGGGGGGGGGCAAGGUCCCCUCUGACGUGUCAAAGCUGACUUUGAUGAGUAAAUGUUUAUGAAAUAAGAGAGAGCUUAGUAGUUGUGAUUCUCAUUUAUUGCCACUGUAAAGGUCUAAUUUUGUCUUAUUUUGUGAUCGAUAUCAUUUUGUGUCCAUACAAUAAAAGUCAAUGGAGGUCAAUGGAGACCAACAGACCAACAUUUUUCAAAAUAUCUUCUUUUGUGUUUUGUAGAAGACAAUCACACAGGUUAAAAUAACAACAUGGGCUGCUGGGAUGUAAUCGUUUUCACGGGGCUGUGGUGAACUACAGUUCUAUGCUGCUGGAGGAUGGCUUGGGAUUUCUGUAUGUUGGGGCCACAGAAGCCAUUUAUAAAAUGGACGCCACUAAUAUUUCACGCAAUAGCACACUUUCUUUGGAAUGGGCGGCGUCUGCUGAACAGAAGAGACAGUGUCUGAGCAAAGGGAGGAACAAUCAGACCGAAUGUUACAAUCAUGUGCGUUUCCUGGACCGAUACAAUGACACUCACCUGUACACAUGUGGAACUCACGCCUUCAGACCUCGCUGCGCAUAUAUAGACGUGGCACAAUUCGCAUUUGUACGUUUUGAGGAGGGAAAAGAGAAAUGUCCUUAUGAUCCUACAAAAGGCUACACUGGAUUUAUAAUUGACGGUGAGAUGUAUUCUGCCUCCCAGUAUGAGUUUCGUAGCAUCGCUGAUAUCAGACGCAACUUUCCUUUUCCCAACUUAAGAACAGAUGAUUCCCCAUCAAGAUUGCUGCUGGAGGCGGAUUUUGUUGGCUCAGCGUUUUUGAGAGAGAGCGUCAACAGCUCUAUCGGGGAUGAUGACAAACUCUAUUUCUUCUUUACUGAGAGGAACGUGGAACCAACUGCUUACUCCAGCCAGACCAGAGUGGCCCGGGUGGCCCGUGUUUGUAAGAGUGAUAUUGGAGGUCAAAGGACUCUACAGAGGAAAUGGACGUCCUUUUUGAAGGCCAGGCUGGUGUGUUCCAUUCCUGAAUAUGAGCUUCAGCUAAACGUCCUACGCAGCCUUCAUGUCAUCAAGGGGGCCGAUGUACAGGACACCAUCUUUUAUGGCAUUUUCGGACUUGAAUGGAGAAAUGUUAAAAUGUCUGCAGUGUGUCAGUAUUCCCUCAGAGAUGUCCAGACAGCUUUUGACGGACCUUACAUGGAGCUACAGGACUCUAAAUGGAGAGAAUACACUGGGAAAGUUCCAGAUCCAAGACCUGGUUCGUGUAUAACCGACCAGCAUCGAGCUCUGCUCAUAAAUUCCUCAAGGGAUCUUCCUGACAACGUAUUGAAUUUUGCUCGAAGAUACCCUUUAAUGGCCAUUCAAAUCCAGCCGGUUGGAGGACGACCCCUUCUGUUCCAGAGGAGUUUGGAUUACACCAAAAUGACCGCACAUCAGGUGACUGGUUUGGAUGGACGCGUCUAUGACAUGCUCUUCAUUGGAACAGAUGAUGGCUGGUUACACAGGGCUGUAAAUAUCAGAGGCCGUAUGCACAUUAUUGAGGAGAUGCAGCUGUUCGGGGAGAAACAACCAAUCAACAACCUGGUUAUAUCACAAAAACAGGAAAGCAUCUACGUAAGCGGCAAUUCUGGAGUGGUGCAGGUACCGCUGUCAUCCUGCGAGCGGUACACUUCCUGUUAUGACUGCUUGUUUGCACGAGACCCACUCUGUGCUUGGGAUGGAAAACUAUGUGUUGAGAUAUCAUCCUACCCUAACAGGUCCAGCCUUAUCCAGGACGUACAGAUGGGAAGCAGAGGCUGUACAAAUAUGACAAGCGAUGGUUUCGUCUCACACCGCACACGUGUGGUUAUGGCAGGAGAUGAUGUUCUCUUGCAGUGUGAGAUUCAUUCCAACCUGGCCUCUCCUCAUUGGACACUGAACGGUCAGCAGCUACAAGGAUAUGCUGUGAAUUUUGGCUUCCGCACUGGUAACGACGGCCUCCUCAUCAUCGGUGCCCAGAUUCAGCAUAGCGGACACUACCGCUGCUACGCAGUAGAAAACAAAGUCUGGGUUCCUGUUCGCAGCUACGUGGUGAGAGUCCAACCCGUGUCACCCCCUUUAUCACAUUCAUCUCCCAACCCAACGGCUCUUCCCGAAAGUUUCUUCACCACUGCAACUGCACCGACUCCGAGUCCUUCCGGCGGUCCCGUUGAGCAGCUCCUAUCCCCCCCACCUGCCCCACUCCCCUCCGGACCAGAAUUUCAGACCUUCAGGCACAUGGAAGCUAUGUACAUCUCUCUGGUGGCUGUUCUCGGUGGGCUUUGUCUAGUUCUGACAGUGGUCCUGCUAUAUGUCAGCUUCUGCGCCAGGAGCGUUCCAAAUGUCAGAAAGUACUCCCGCCAGGAGUUUUCUGUUACCAUGGCAACCGAAAGAAAAAGGAGCUCGCACUUCGAGCUCAAGACAAUUUCUAGUCAUUGCAAUGGGAGAAUAGAGGGGCGGAGUAGAGCCGCGUCACAAGAUGGGGAGUUUCUACAGAUCAUUUCGGCAGACGUCCAGUCUUCGCCGUGUAAAGAUCCUCCGCCCGCGCCACCUCUCCCGAUGCCUCCACCCCUGCCGUCCACAGAGUAUGCCAACGGACUGUCGGCCACGCUGCCCAGCAUGCUGAGAAAAAUAAACGGGAACAGCUACAUGCUCCUGACUCAGACUGACUCGGGGAUGACGUCACCGCUGUACCACUCAUUCACAGAGGAGCUCAACAAGAUCCUCGAAAAAAGGAAGCAUACACAGGACAUCCAACCAGAUGAGAGCUCAGUGUAGACCCAUCUCACGACAUAACUGUAUCGCCCCCUUGUGGUGGGAAGUUUAACUUCGUUUAAAGAAUCACCAUUCCUACACAGUGAGGUUUGUGUUUUGGGAGGUUCUUCGUUGUAUCCCUGCGAGCAUCUAAAGCUUACUGAGAACAGUCAGAUUUGGAAUCGUCUCCUGUUUAUAAUAUUAUUCAUCAAAGACAAAUGCAUUUCUGGCCUACAGACUGACACAGAGCGAGGUACAGACUAGACUUCAUUCGUAGCUAUUGACUGGGGACUAUUAAAAAUGCAAGCUGUGCAAAGUUUGAAGACACGGCAGAAUAAUUUAAUGGUUGGUGUCUUUCGUUUUAAAGAUAUUUUGAAGAGUCAACGACUGCCCAAAGAUUGUGUAGACAAUGCAGAGCUUAUUUGUAUAAAAUCAAGGUUGUAUUGCUCAAUUCAAGAUACGUUUACAGAGAUUAUUUUGCAUAAUUGCACCUAAUGUAAAUAACAAUCAUUUUGAUAUCAAAGUUCAUGGAAAGAAUAACGUGGUUCUCAACUGGUGGGCCAUGAAUGACACGCACCUCAGUUUUAUAACUGCAUUCAAGUAAUCCUAUACUCUCUCUUUUUCCACUGUGUAUCUGUUUAUAUAAACACUCACCUAAAGGAUUAUUAGGAACAAGAUACUAAUACUGUGUUUGACACCCUUUCGACUUCAGAACUGCCUUAAUUCUACGUGGCGUUGAUUCAACAAGGAGCUGAAAGCAUUCUUUAGAAAUGUUGGCCCAUAUUGAUAGGAUAGCAUCUUGCAGUUGAUGGAGAUUUGUGGGAUGCACGAAGCUCCCGUUCAAACACAUCCCAAAGAUGCUCUAUUGGGUUGAGAUCUGGUGACUGUGGGGGCCAUUUUAGUACAGUGAACUCUUUGUCAUGUUCAAGAAACCAAUUUGAAAUGACUCGAGCUUUGUGACAUGGUGCAUUAUCCUGCUGGAAGUAGCCAUCAGAGGAUGGGAACAUGGUGGUCAUAAAGGUAUGGACAUGGUGAAUGCUCAGGUAGGCCGUGGCAUUUAAACGAUGCCCAAUUGGCACAAAGGGGCCUAAAGUGUGCCAAGAAAACAUUCCCCACACCAUUACCCCACCACCAUAAUUGCAUUAAUAAGAAAUUGAACAGGUGUUCUUAAUAAUCCUUUAGGUGAGUGUAUAUAUAUAUAUAUAUAUAUAUAUAUAUAUACACAAAUCAAAAUUUUAGGAUCACUUGUAUGCUAAAUGUAUUUUUGUAGACUGAAAUAUAAUUAUACAAACAUAAUGCGGUGGUUUCCCAGACAGGGAUUAUUUUAAACCAGGACUAGGUCCAAGUUAAAUUAGGACAAUGAAGUUGUUUUUUACAAAUAUGUUUUACAAAAAAUAUUAUGUACAUUUUGAGAAACCACUAUGGCACCGAUGCUGGACCGCUGAAAAAAUGUAUUUAAGUCUAGUAAUAGUAUAAUCCCUGUUCGGAAAACUGCCCCUAAUAAUUUAUUUCAUUUGAAAACUAACAUUUUAUUGAUAAAAAAGUUUGGGAAUUGCAUAAUUUGGACUAAAUAAACCAAUAGGAGCCCAGCAUAGAUGGGAGAUUUCUAUUUUUCACAUACUGUAUUUGGCAGAUGCCAAAAUGGAUAUAAAAUACUUACAAAUUAUUAUAAAUUUUCUAUUAAGAACAUUAACCUAUAAAAACCAUUUAACUGUUAAAAUAACCAAUUUUCACGUUUUCUUCAAUAAAUGAUGUUGGGUCACCAUUUCAUGUGCAAUAUUUGAUCUUGUUCUUACGGCAAAACUGGUUGAGAACCACUGAAAUGCCACAAGUAUGUAAAACACUGUUUAACUCAUACAUGCAUUAAGAUUUAUUAAGAUUCAGCACAAGUUUCAUUGACAUCUACAAACAGAUGGUCAUUUUGUGCUGCAUAAAUAUGUGCCCUUUUCAAGAUGCCUCGUGUUUCUUUCCAGCGAUGUGUCAACUGGAUAUCGGAGUUGAAGAAUUACUUGUGCUUCUUCUUUCUAAUAAUGUCUUAAUGCAGCUUGACUUUGAAUACAUAGAUUUUUUAAUUAAAAAGAUGCCAACAAAGAAAAGUGCCAUCUAAAAUGCAAGAAUCAUUCCAUUACUUGCAUAAGAGGGAGUUUUGAUGCAAUCACAACAUUUCAAUCACAACAGCUUUAGUUCUUUUCCUGCAAUAAAAUGCAUGACAAUUUGCCUGACUUUAAAACAGCACUCAUAUAUGUAUUUUUAUGUAUAUGGUUGCAUGUUUGAAUUCUGUAGUGUGUGUUGUGAUUGGCACUGGUUAAACAGUGUUAAGCAAGGAUGAUGCCCAAAUGUUGAGUCAGCACAUGUCUCUCCCCGGUGGGUUUUCGAGCUCAUGCUGGUCUAUUUAUCAGCACUGACAGGAAAAGCAGUGCCUGGCGAGAUCGAGAGGGCUGCGAUGGCUUAACACAGCUGAGUUUAGAAAGAGACACAUAAUCUGCUGUGGUUGGCCAGUGAGCGUUGACGCUAACACAGCUGCUGUCAUACUGACUCAUUACAGUCCACUCAGUUUAAUACUUUUCUGUUAUUUUUCAUUUCUGUAGUUUAGGAAUUCAUUUUUCCACACAUUUGUGAUUGUAUCGAUCUCCGUUUAUCGUUCUAUAUACCUAGUCGGUGCCUGUCAAAAAAGCAUUGGGGUUAAAUUAUAAAACUUCAUUGAAAUCAACAGGAAAUGCUGUUAGCAACAUGAAAUUCAACAAGAAAUAUAUAGAUUAUUAUGGAGAUAGAAGAAUUAUGAAGAUAAACAUUUUGUUCUUUGGAGCAACAUGCACUGAUGAGUCAUUUGUAAAACAACCAGGAACAUGUUUUAGGAAAGUUAGUAGGAUACGUUUAAAUUUCUUAUUGACUAAGUGUAGUAUGUCUACUAGUUCUGUUCAUAAACUGUGACUCAUAAAUGUUUAGAUAUUAGUAUGGCUUUUAUUGUUUGUGAAUAUACACUGCCUUCCCUGUAAUCUCACAGAACCUUUUGCACUUUUUUGCCAUUUUCCCCCAAAGUUUUUGCUAUGCUAUGUAACUCACAGGGUAUAACCUAUUGUACCUAUUGUUGAUAUUUUCAAGUGUACAUUUACUGAACAAUAUUUGAAGUUUACAACCUAUUAAAGUAUUUAUUGUUGUUA
This is a messenger RNA of Triplophysa dalaica, 6245 nucleotides long. RefSeq names its product sema domain, immunoglobulin domain (Ig), transmembrane domain (TM) and short cytoplasmic domain, (semaphorin) 4Gb (gene sema4gb). Gene Ontology annotation, molecular function: chemorepellent activity; semaphorin receptor binding. The transcript is spliced from 14 exons. Bases 640 to 3108 code for a protein of 822 amino acids. Gene Ontology annotation, biological process: semaphorin-plexin signaling pathway; neural crest cell migration; negative chemotaxis. Lineage: Eukaryota; Metazoa; Chordata; Actinopteri; Cypriniformes; Nemacheilidae. The record is from RefSeq and is a predicted model, not a curated record.